Messenger RNA from Copidosoma floridanum, 2008 nucleotides. RefSeq names its product vanin-like protein 1. Lineage: Eukaryota; Metazoa; Arthropoda; Insecta; Hymenoptera; Encyrtidae. Gene Ontology annotation, molecular function: hydrolase activity, acting on carbon-nitrogen (but not peptide) bonds, in linear amides. The record is from RefSeq and is a predicted model, not a curated record.
UUUUUAGUAAUAAUUUUUCAUACAAGAAGAAAUUUUUAUAAAUAAUGUUGCGAUAAAGUCACUGUCAUGUGAGUGGCAUUGUGGUAAUUGCAUUUCGAGACGAGUUUUUGGUGUCAAAAGAUUUUAUUUUAUUAAUUUGUUUGUCAAUACUUCUGAAAAAUCAUAAUUUUAAAAGUCCUCAACACAGUCAACUAUGGAGCUGUGCUGGAUACUAGGGUAUCUGCUUUUGUUGGCAAAAACUACACUCCAGCUCGAGUCAUCAAGUUACACCGGUGCAGUGGUUGAGUACUAUCCGGUAACCCACAGCAUAAACAACGAAAAACCCUCCCACAUCAAUGCCGACAACUACGUGAAAAUAAUAAAAAAAGCAUCGGAUUACUCAGCUGACAUUCUGGUGUUCCCCGAAUCCAGCUUGUCGACGCCAACCUCGAUGGACCCCAAGAUCUCUCGCAGUGAAGCUGCUUCGUAUGUCCCGGACCCUCGGGACAACCUCGUCCCCUGCGACGACAAGACCUACGCAUACUCAUUGAGGACGAUAUCGUGUGCUGCUCGGGACCAUCGAAUGUACGUGGUGGUGAACCAUCGCGAAAAGGUCGAUUGCCUCGGCAACACCACGGGAUGUCCCAGCGACAACCUUUUGAUCUACAACACAAACGUAGCCUUCGACCGUCAGGGAAGGGUCAUCGCCAGGUACCGAAAGUUCAACCUUUUCGGCGAGCGUGGAACCAACGUCACCGAAGAUCCUGUCACGUCGACCUUCCGGACGGACUUUGGGGUGACCUUUGGCCAGUUCAUCUGUUUCGAUGUACUGUUUUCUCGUCCAGCACUGAAUUUAACCACCCAAAUGGGGAUUAGGGACAUUAUUUUCUCCAGCCAUUGGUUUUCCGAGCUACCUUUCCUCGUCAGUGUUCAAGCGCAAGCCGGAUGGGCCCACGCCAACGACGUCAAUCUUUUGUCUUCCGGUUACAAUAUGCCACUGACUGUCAGUGGAGGCAGUGGAAUUUUCAUUGGCCGCGAAGGGUACAGUCAGGUCCUCCUCAGAACCAAACCGGCGAACGUUCUCAUGGUAUCGGAAAUACCUAUGGUAAUCGACGGUAAGCGACUGGUAAACAUCAAUACUGAAAAAUCUUUCACCUACGAGUUCGACGAAUCGGAGAUCAACACGACCACGUCAGCAUUUUCCAAGUCAUUCGUGCCUCUAAUUGAAGAUUUGAGUAUUUACACGACGAAGAAAAUCGAUCUGAAGUCUAGCGUGAGUGACGAGAUCUUGUGUGAUCGAGAACUCUGCUGCGACUUUAAGUUCAACGUGAGCUUUCACAAGAAUAUGGCCAACGAUGAUGCUCGUUACUAUAGAUACAGAAUGGCCGUGUUCAAUGGGACACGGACUUUCCGGGGAGUUGCUACCGGUGGGAUAAAAAGUUGCGGGAUAAUCUCCUGCACCAAUAACACUUUAAGUAGCUGUGGUAGAUUAAUCGAUCCCAGCGUGAGAAUAAGCUCACCGACAACUUUCCACUCGAUAGAAAUAACAAUGCGAAACGUCAGCUAUGAGAACCAUUUCUUCAUGCCGGCCGGCAUAUCAAGGGACUUGCUGCCUUUGAACGUGACGGAUUACACUUUCGAGACGACCGAUCUCUUGAAUGGUACUUCGACGCGGAAGAUGGUAUUGACCAAGCCGAGAAACGAUUUGCUGACUUUUGCCAUUUUUGGUAGAAAUUUUGCCGUGGAUGGCUCGGAUGUCACAAAAAACGCCUCUUCGAAAAACAUUUUCAAAAAGACAUUGUUUAUCAUCGCGUUGAUUUUCAUGAGCUGUCGUUAUUUGAAUCUUUGGUCAUAAGUGCAUCGCUCGAACUAUUGUCAGAUUUUUCCUUAAAACAAACUUGAAACUGUUUGUAAUAAAAUUGUACUUAUAGAGGACAUAUUUUCAUUCGCACUCAGUGAAAAUGUUACGGUGUAUAGCUUAAUCCUUUCUCACGUAUACAAAAUUUACAAUUAAUUAAAUGGUUAAAUG